Molecule: messenger RNA, 1483 nt
Organism: Mus musculus (house mouse)
Lineage: Eukaryota; Metazoa; Chordata; Mammalia; Rodentia; Muridae
Product: predicted gene, 32584
Exons: 2
Coding region: 355-1305 (316 amino acids)
Source: RefSeq, a predicted model, not a curated record
GUAUUGCAUAGAGUUUCUACUGGAGAAGUUAGUGUAUAGCAUAGAAUUUCUAUUGGAGAAGUUAGUGUAUACCAUAGAGUUUCUAUUGGAGAAGUUAGUGUAUAGCAUAGAGUUUCCACUGGAGAAGUUAGUGUAUAGCAUAGAAUUUCUAUUGGAGAAGUUAGUGUAUAGCAUAGAGUUUCUAUUGGAGAAGUUAGUGUAUGGCAUAGAAUUUCUAUUGGAGAAGUUAGUGUAUAGCAUAGAAUUUCUAUUGAAGAAUUAGUGUAUAGCAUAGAGUUUCUAUUGGGGAAGUUAGUAUAUAGCAUAGAGUUUCUACUGGAGAAGUUAGUGUAUAGCAUAGAGUUUCUACUAGAGAUGUUAGUGUAUAGCAUAGAGUUUCUAUUGGAGAAGUUAGUGUAUAGCAUAGAAUUUCUGCUGGAGAAGUUAGUGUAUAGCAUAGAGAUUCUACUGGAGAAGUUAGUGUAUAGCAUAGAGUUUCUAUUGGAGAAGUUAGUGUAUAGCAUAGAAUUUCUACUGGAGAAGUUAGUGUAUAGCAUAGAGUUUCUAUUGGAGAAGUUAGUGUAUAGCAUAGAGUUUCUAUUGGAGAAGUUAGUGUAUAGCAUAGAGUUUCUAUUGGAGAAGUUAGUGUAUAGCAUAGAGUUUCUACUGGAGAAGUUAGUGUAUAGCAUAGAGUUUCUACUGGAGAAGUUACUGUAUAGCAUAGAGUUUCUACUGGAGAAGUUAGUGUAUAGCAUAGAAUUUCUAUUGGAGAAGUUAGUGUAUAGCAUAAAGUUUCUACUGGAGAAGUUAGUGUAUAGCAUAGAAUUUCUAUUGGAGAAGUUAGUGUAUAGCAUAGAGUUUUUACUGGAGAAGUUAGUGUAUAGCAUAGAGUUUCUAUUGGAGAAGUUAGUGUAUAGCAUAGAGUUUCUACUGGAGAAGUUAGUGUAUAGCAUAGAGUUUCUAUUGGAGAAGUUAGUGUAUAGCAUAGAGUUUCUAUUGGAGAAGUUAGUGUAUAGCAUAGAGUUUCUACUGGAGAAGUUAGUGUAUAGCAUAGAGUUUCUACUGGAGAAGUUAGUGUAUAGCAUAGAGUUUCUAUUGGAGAAGUUAGUGUAUAGCAUAGAAUUUCUGCUGGAGAAGUUAGUGUAUAGCAUAGAGUUUCUAUUGGAGAAGUUAGUGUAUAGCAUAGAGUUUCUAUUGGAGAAGUUAGUGUGUAGCAUAGAGUUUCUAUUGGAGAAGUUAGUGUAUAGCAUAGAGUUUCUACUGGAGAAGUUAGUGUAUAGCGUAGAGUUUCUACUGGAGUUUUGUUUAUGCAGAAGCAUGAGCUGACUUAUUUACCAGUUAUCAUUCUUACCACUGCAAGGAGUCAGGUUACUGAGAUGAUGAAUAAUCUAAACAGAUUCCAAUUGAAUGCAGAGCUCUAAGGUGCUUAUCUGUGAGUGAAUAUUUAGUAGGAAAUGAACAUGUGAUGGUUUGUAUAUGCCUGGCCCAGGGAGUGGCACUAAUU